GUCAUCACUUUCCCACGCGAUUCCACAGCUACUGUAUCGCUUUUGUGCCCGCUAACUAUCAUAACUCCCUGCAUAACUCCCUCCCAAAACCAACACAAAGCCGCACCAGCAACAUACACCACAACUCACUGUACCCCAGCAACGGCUACAAGAAGGAACGAGCAACCAGCGGCUGUCAUCGCACAGUCCCAAACUUGAGCCAACGAAAACUGUCACAGGAGACGACGGACCUCUCCUUCGAUUGAAUAGUUGAAAUGGAUCAGCAUCAAUUCGCUGCCCUUGCCCCGCCACCUCCAGGCCGCCAGCCGUCCAAUGACGGCAGUGUAGACUCGCUGGCAGGGCAAUUCCUUUUCCACCGGUCUACAGACGGGUUAUCAAAGGCAACACUAGAUAGAGCAACAGCAGCAAAGUACAAGCUGGAACACUUCUAUAAGAGCGUCGUGACGGAGUGUGGGGAUAGGGAGGCCAGACGUCUGGACGCAGAGGAACGCAUCGGAAAAGAGCCUUGGAGCGAUGACCGAAAGAACCGUCAGUUGGCAGCAUAUGGGCAACGGGAGUCGGAGUUCCUCCGGCUGAGGCGCGUGCGACUGGGAGUGGACGAUUUUCAAACCGUCAAAGUGAUUGGGAAGGGCGCAUUUGGAGAGGUGCGACUGGUGCAAAAGGUGGACACCGGGAAGAUCUUCGCGAUGAAGACCUUAAGAAAGACGGAAAUGGUCAAGAAAGAUCAGCUCGCCCACGUCAAAGCUGAGCGUGACGUCCUAGCCGAAUCAGUAAACACACCCUGGGUCGUCCAGCUGUACUACUCAUUCCAGGAUGCACUAUACCUCUACUUGAUCAUGGAGUUCCUGCCAGGCGGAGAUCUGAUGACUAUGUUGAUCAAGUACGACACGUUCUCGGAGGAUGUGACGCGGUUCUAUGUGGCGGAGUGCGUCUGCGCUAUCGAAGCUGUGCACAACUUAGGAUAUGUUCACAGAGAUAUCAAACCGGACAACUUACUGAUCGAUAAAGACGGCCACGUUAAACUAUCCGACUUCGGACUUUCCACUGGCUUCCACAAAACGCACGACUCCACAUACUACCAGAGACUCCUCGACAACUCAAAUCCAGCGAGCAAAGUGGACCAAAUAGGAACGCAGAAGAACAUCGACUUGACGUUUUCGCGGAAGGAUCGGAUCGAGACGUGGAAGCGGAAUAGGAGGGCGUUGGCGUAUAGUACCGUGGGAACUCCGGAUUACAUUGCUCCGGAAGUAUUCCUACAACGAGGCUACGGGAAAGAAUGUGAUUGGUGGUCUCUCGGCGCCAUCAUGUUCGAAUGCCUGUUUGGAUACCCACCAUUCUGCUCUGAAAAUGCGCACGACACAUACAGGAAGAUCAUCAACUGGCGGGAAUAUCUGUACCUGCCAGAUGAUGUGCAUUUAUCGAGAGAGGCGGAAGAUUUAGUGCGGCAUCUCCUCUGCGGCGCCGAGCACCGCCUAACCUCCGCCCAAAUCCAAACCCACCCCUUCUUCCGUGGUGUCAACUGGGCCGAAAUCCGCCGCACCCGCGCCCCCUUCGUACCUCAGCUCAAAUCCAUCACCGACACAUCUUACUUCCCCACGGAAGACCUCGCCGGCGUGCCCCAACAAGUAAACGGCGGGCCGGGUGGGAUACCAGCCAUGGACGGGAUGGGCACCACGGGGACGAUGGAGUAUCUCGCGAACCCGGGCAAGGAUCUGGCGUUUGUGGGGUAUACGUUUAAGAGGUGGGAUACUAUACGGCACGACCUAUAGCGACAGACAUUGGACAUGCCAUGCACAUACAUACACACAUCCCCUUUUCCACAUGUACAUUUUUUUUUCGAGGAGGGUGGUCGUUACCCUGCAUAUACAAUAGGACCACACCUGGAAACGUAUGAGUUAGAGCUGCCGGCUCCCACACCCGCACAUCGCGUCAGAGUAACUUUGGUUGGAUUCGCAAAAUUCUCUAUAUAUUCAGAGGCUCCC
This is a messenger RNA of Fimicolochytrium jonesii, 1982 nucleotides long. RefSeq names its product kinase-like domain-containing protein. Lineage: Eukaryota; Fungi; Chytridiomycota; Chytridiomycetes; Spizellomycetales; Powellomycetaceae. The record is from RefSeq and is a predicted model, not a curated record. Gene Ontology annotation, molecular function: ATP binding; protein serine/threonine kinase activity. Bases 255 to 1769 code for a protein of 504 amino acids. The transcript has 10 exons. Gene Ontology annotation, biological process: peptidyl-serine phosphorylation; intracellular signal transduction.